Molecule: messenger RNA, 874 nt
Organism: Rosa rugosa (rugosa rose)
Lineage: Eukaryota; Viridiplantae; Streptophyta; Magnoliopsida; Rosales; Rosaceae
Product: germin-like protein subfamily 1 member 8
Exons: 2
Coding region: 76-768 (230 amino acids)
Cellular component (GO): cell wall
Molecular function (GO): manganese ion binding
Source: RefSeq, a predicted model, not a curated record
AUACAACAUUUUCAUCCACCUCCAAUUAUCUCUUAUACAAAACACUAACAUAUACGAGUAUUGCACUCACUCACGAUGAUGAAAGGUGCUCAUUUCCCUACAGCUGCUGCUUUUGCCCUAUUGGCAUUGGCAACCUUCCACCUUGUAUCUGCCUCUGAUCCUAGUCCUCUCCAAGAUUUCUGUGUAGCACUUAACACCACACAAACUGUUGUUUCUGCUGUGUUUGUGAAUGGAAAAUUCUGCAGGGACCCAAAGCUUGCAACAGCAGAUGAUUUCUUCUUUUCCGGGCUCCGGAUUCCUGGAAACACAUCAAAUCCGCUAGGUUCCGACGUCACCCCAGCUAAUGUGGAGCAAAUAGCAGGGCUGAACACUCUUGGGAUAUCCCUAGCUCGCAUAGACUUUGCACCAAAUGGCGGACUAAACCCUCCUCACACCCACCCUCGAGCCACGGAAGUCCUUAUGGUCAUGGAAGGCACUCUCUACGUUGGCUUCGUUUCAUCUGACAACAGCCUCUUCACCAAAGUGUUGUACAAGGGAGAUGUGUUUGUCUUCCCAGUUGGUCUCAUUCACUUCCAGUUCAACAUCGGAAAGGAUAAAGCCGUAGCCAUUGCAGCUCUUAGCAGCCAGAAUCCAGGUGUCAUCACCAUAGCCAAUGCAGUGUUCGGCUCCAACCCUCCAAUCAACCUUGAUGUUCUCACCAAGGCCUUCCAAGUUGACAACAAUGUCGUUCAGUAUCUCCAGAAACAGUUCUGGUAUGACAACAAUUAAGAACAUGCUAUAACAAAUGUAUUACGAUGGCCAUAUGUGCCAUAUUGUACGACACAUAAUCUAAUUAAGCUUAAUUAAAAAUAAGACGGUAGUUACUUAUGUAAUA